Epinephelus lanceolatus (giant grouper) is the source of this 3765-nucleotide messenger RNA. It is a transcript of the gene pcsk7, whose product is annotated as proprotein convertase subtilisin/kexin type 7. Gene Ontology annotation, molecular function: serine-type endopeptidase activity. Gene Ontology annotation, biological process: protein processing. Gene Ontology annotation, cellular component: trans-Golgi network; Golgi membrane. NCBI's taxonomy places the organism in Eukaryota, Metazoa, Chordata, Actinopteri, Perciformes, Serranidae. The record is from RefSeq and is a predicted model, not a curated record.
UCGGGCUGUGCGUGCGUUGUGUAUUGCGGAAAUGAGAUGACAAGCUUAAUGUUAAACAUAAAUUUCUGAACAAACAGACGACAAACGACUCAAGUGGGAAGGUUGCUGUUCAGAUGAGGAGGGUUUGCCCGGUUGACCCUGUGUGUCACCCUCCGUUGCCAUGGCAACGUCCUAUUUUCCUACAUUCCUGCUUCUUCUUUUUCUGACCUCCUUCACUCUCUUGCUCCUGACCCUCUUGCCUGCUGUUACCCCAUCGAUCCCCUUUUCUUCCUCCUCUCCUCCAUCACCCUGGCCGUCACUCUCCUGCGGCCUGGGUCAGUCCUGGGCUGUCCGGCUGCGCUCUGGCCCACAUUAUGAGGAAGAACCUGGUGAACAGAGUGUGCACCUGGAUAUGAUAGCCAACAGGGUAGCAGAGCAGGCUGGGCUGAGGAACCAGGGCCAGAUUGGACAGCUUGAAGGCCACUACUUGCUGUGUUCUGACAAGCCUGGGUCUGUGGCUGGUGUUUGGAGCAAGCGUGUCCAGCCUGGGGACGUCCUGGCCGCCCACCCUCAUGUAUUGUGGUACUCUCAGGACAGAGUGCUGAGCCGUUCAAAGAGGUCAAUGGCCUUCAAUGAUCCCAACUACCCUGAACAGUGGCACCUGCACAAUUACCUCAGAAAGGGUAUGGACAUCAACGUUACAGGGGUGUGGGAGCGGAACAUCACAGGCCGAGGGGUCACAGUGGUGGUGGUAGAUGACGGGGUGGAGCACACCCACCAGGACAUCCAGCCCAACUAUAGUCCAGAGGGCAGUUACGACCUGAACUCCAACGACCCCGACCCCAUGCCUCACCCAGACGUCCACAGCGACAACCACCACGGGACGCGAUGUGCCGGAGAGAUCGCGGCCGUUCCCAACAACAGCUUCUGUGCCGUGGGGGUGGCCUACGGCAGCAAGGUCGCAGGUAUUAGAGUCCUGGACGGUCCGCUGACAGACAGCCUGGAGGCCAUAGCCUUCAACAAGCACUACCAGGUCAAUGACAUCUACAGCUGCAGUUGGGGUCCAGAUGAUGAUGGACACACUGUGGAUGGACCCCAUCCCCUGGGCAAGGCGGCUCUGCAGCACGGGGUGAUUGCAGGCAGACAUGGCUUUGGCAGCAUCUUUGUGGUUGCCAGUGGCAACGGAGGUCAAUACGAUGACAACUGCAACUAUGACGGCUACGCCAACUCCAUCUACACCAUCACAAUCGGAGCGGUCGAUGAGAAAGGUAGGAUGCCCUUCUACGCUGAAGAGUGUGCGUCCAUGCUGGCUGUCACUUUCAGCAGCGGGGGCGGCAAGAUGAGGAACAUUGUGACGUCAGACUGGUUCAUGCAGAAGGGCACCGGCUGUACGGAUGGCCACACCGGUACCUCUGCUGCUGCCCCGCUGGCGGCAGGAAUGGUGGCCCUCAUGCUGCAGGUCCGCCCCUGUCUCAGCUGGAGGGACGUUCAGCACAUCAUCACCUAUACGGCCACCAAGUGUGACACCAAUGCAGACUGGAGGAAGAACGGAGCAGGUUUCUACCACAGCCACCAGCACGGCUUUGGUGUGCUCAAUGCAUGGAGACUCGUCAAUGCUGCCAAGGUGUGGGAGUCAGUGCCGUUUCUCGUGUCCUAUCAGAGCUCAGUAAUAAAGGAGGAAGUGUCCAUCGCAGCUUAUCCCGACGAGCUGAUCCACACCUGGAAAGUCUCUGCUGCAGACCUGAGACAGUCUGGAAUGGAGACACUGGAGCACGUGGCUGUUACUGUGACGAUAACCCACCCUUGCCGUGGCAACCUAGAGGUUGUGUUGGUCUGCCCUAGCGGUAUGACGUCAGUCAUCGGGGCACGCCGGGCCAUCGACAGAGACCCUGCAGGCUACCAGGACUGGACUUUCUCCACGGUGCGCUGCUGGGGAGAGAAAGCUGAAGGCCAGUACACCCUCAAGAUAACGGACCACAAGGAGCCAGCACUUGAGCAGUGUGCAGCUGUGGGAAUGUUGAAGCAGUGGCAGUUGACCCUGUAUGGUUCCUCUAUGACCUUCAGCGAGGUCAAGGACAGACAGAGGCUGUUGGAGGAGGCGAUGAGUGGCAAGUAUCUGGACAGCAAUUUCUCUCUGCCCUGUCCUCCAGGCCUGGACAUCCCUCCAGAGAUCAUCAGCCCCUUCACCUCCAACAGCCUCAAGUUCCUGCUGUUGUUGGGCUGCUUCGCUCUUUUCUGGUCCCUCUACUACACACUGGAGGUCACUCUGGCCAACCUGGACCUCAGGGGCCUCCUCUGCCUGCGCAGGAGACGGGGAGGUCACCAGGCCAGGAAAGGCCGCAGAGGGAGAGGAGUGGAGGAGGCGCUGGUAGAGGAGGAGGAGGAGGAGGAGGAGGAUGUGGACGAAGAGGAGCGGGACUCUGGGGUGGAGUUGCAUGCAGUGUUGGACUCCGAGGCCAAAGUGCCGCUUUUAAGUGGAGAGCGGCUGACAACAUAGCACUGAGCCAGAUGAUGGGUCUUAAACUUUUCGCUGUCUGAUCUCAUGGGACGUCUCAGGCUUCCACCCUCUCCUCCCUGGUCUCCAGUUCACACUGCACGACGUUUAUAGUCGUCAGAUCCCGGUACUGUUCAUACUACAUAACUAACUGUCUUGGAGCCGUAGUUUUCAUACUACGGGGAGUCACACACUACAAGAUCCGUCACCAUGAGGAUUCCCAGGUGAGUGUGCGUGAUGCGCAGGUCGACUCACAACCUCGCUUCUUCUCUGGGACUUUUGUCAGGGAGCUCCAAAAACCUUCGGCGAGUGGAAAAUCAGGGUUCAUGUCGUGUAGUGUGAACCAGGCAUUAUCUGUGGUGGUGGGGGGGUCACAGUGUAGUCUGCAGAUGGACUUGACUGAAGAGUGGACUCUUUGUCCAUGUCUGCAUUCCCCAAACGUGGCCUUUUAUGAUAAUCUAUGUCGUGACGGUACAUGUGGUGUGUGUGUGAGUUCUUGUUCACUGGUCCCUCGAACAAAUGUCCUCGUAAAGAAAGAUAAAAUGAGGAAAAAUCUCCAAAGUGAGGAAAUUGUAUUAGUCCAGGUGUUUUAGUUCCCACCAGGAUUAGGUUUGGGACCGAAAAUGUUUAAAUGUUGCAGUAUAAUUGCAUGUUUGCAUGCGUCAAAGUGUGUAAACAGGCUUGUCUGCGUGUAAAUGUGAAAGAACUGAGCUUACAGAUUAAUGGGGUACACUUUACUGACACCUGUGGGGUCAUUAAACCAUAAGGUAUGAUAAAAUAUGAUGUGCACUACUGGACAGUAGGAAUCUGCUGUGUGUGAGAGUGUGUGUGUGAUCUUCUGCCCCCCUGAGUGUGUGUGUUGUGACAUGAGUGGGUGUUCUUGUAAUAUGUAAGGUCUUCCUUGAAAGAAUUUGUCCUCAUAUGUGAGGUUUUAAGAGAAUACUGACGUAUUUUUCAAAAUAAGAUUUAUUUUCUGAGGUGAUUUUAAGUCUGGUGUCAUUAUCUGCGGGUUUAUCAACCAACUACUGAUGAAAACUUGAAGUGGGAUUUUCAAGUGUGGGAUUUGUAUAUGUAUUUUUUUAAGAAGUGUAAUAUAUACACAAUGUGUGCCUGCUGUAUAGAUAUCUAUACCAACUGUGUUUAAUGAUUUAUACAAAGUGUUUUUAAGAAUGUAUUAAAGAGCUCUAAUUUUUUAAUGGAAAGGAGCGCUUGGAGUGAAGUUGGAAACUGUGUUUUGCUGUGCAAGUCACAGGUGAUCGGAAUGAUAAUAAAAAACUGUUGAUGGAAUAUCA